GUCGGGGUUUUCAAUUUAGUAAUUUUCGUUCUAGUCUAAGUUUGUGUUUGUUGGUUUUGAACAAGCCAUGCCAGAGGUUCAUAACUCUAACAACAUUACAACCAUUGAUGAAUCUCAACAGGCUCCUGAAUGGCUAACCAAGGAUUUCCUCGAGGGUAAACUGAGAGUUUUCCACAAGGAUCCCAGUCUGCAAGUGGUGUCUAUGACUCUUUGUCCCGCCACGGGAAAGGGCGAGAACUAUGCUAGUGUCAUGACUAGGGUGGCUCUGCAAUAUAAGAUGCGAGGUGACAGUGAACCGAAAUCAGGGUCGUACAUCGUCAAAAGCUCUUUCGAGGGAGAUGAAUUUGCCACCGAGAAAAUUAAGCCCUAUGAUAUCUACAACCGGGAAAUGGAAAUCUACGAAAAAAUCAUUCCCAAGCUCAACGCGUUGCUCGAAGAGAUAGGUGAUACCGAUAAGAUGUUCCCAGAAACCAUUGCCGUAGAAUACGAUCGUUCGGCAAUGGUGUUUGAGGAUCUUUCGCAGCGCCAAUACAUUAUGUGUGACCGGACUAAAGGCUUGGAUAUGGAACAUACAAAAAUGUGCCUGAGAAAGUUGGCAAAGAUGCAUGCUACUUCUGCUGUUUUGAACGAGCGGGAGCCGGGAACUUUCAAGGCCUACGAUCGUGGCAUGUUCAACCGACACACCGAUUCUUUUAGUCCGUUUUUCGUAGGAGCUCUGGAUGCUUGCGGAAGAAUGGUCAGCCAAUGGGAAGACUUCAAGUAUUAUGGAGAAAAGUUGCUUGCACUUAAACCAAAGCUCAUGGAAUAUGGCAAACAAGUCUUCGAUGCAAUCGAUGGCCAUGUUAAUGUUCUGGCUCAUGGAGAUUUUUGGACAAACAAUGUUAUGUUCAACGAGGGACCAAACCACCAUCCCAACGAUGUGAUUCUAAUAGAUUUCCAAUACAGUUGUUGGGGAUCACCUGCUAUUGAUCUGCAUUACUUCUUCAACACAUCGCUUGUUGAAGAAAUGCGAUUGCAUCAGCAAGACGAACUUAUUCAGUAUUAUUACAACAUUUUUACUGGAAUUUUAAAGGCUCUUCGGUUCCGAGCCAAAAUUCCCAGCUUACAUCAAUUCCGGUUGCACAUGGCUGAGAAAAGUUUCUAUGCUUUCACGUCUGGAUGCUUGGUGCAGGCAGUCAUGGUAAACGAAGAAACCGAAGAUGCUGAUUUUCAUUCCUUAAUGGGCGAAGAUGAAAGAGCUUUGAAUUUCAAGAAUACAAUUUUCCGAAAUGAAAGAGUGCAAAAGAAUCUUAAGAGGCUAUUGCCAAUGUUCGACCGAUGGGGUUUGUUGGAUCAUAGAGAUUAAAAUAAAGGGCUUAAGUGAUCUCUCUGAUGGAUGGAACAUCCAUAGAUGUUUUAAAAGGCUUAGUAUUACGUAUGUAGUUUUUGUAAGAAAUUAGCUACUUUAAUAAGUACCUAGAAUUAAAUUAAGUACAUAAAUAAGUGCCUAUGGUGAUUAAGGA
Messenger RNA from Eupeodes corollae, 1502 nucleotides. RefSeq lists its product as uncharacterized. The transcript is spliced from 2 exons. The record is from RefSeq and is a predicted model, not a curated record. NCBI's taxonomy places the organism in Eukaryota, Metazoa, Arthropoda, Insecta, Diptera, Syrphidae. The coding region runs from base 68 to 1345 and encodes 425 amino acids.